Molecule: messenger RNA, 1827 nt
Organism: Cuscuta epithymum
Lineage: Eukaryota; Viridiplantae; Streptophyta; Magnoliopsida; Solanales; Convolvulaceae
Source: the annotation of a GenBank genome assembly
AAAAGAUGGUGCGCGUAGUAAGUUUUGGGGUGCGCGGAGAACGAGCGAAUAUGGUUUUGCUUUGAAAAUCCCAUUCUUGUUGAACACGUCGUCCCAAACCGUCGCCAGGGACGAAUAAUUUUCCACUACGCUGCGGCGGCUCUUGGGUAAUCGCUUACGUGGGUGAUUUCGUCAUCAGAAAGACUAGAAAUUAAAUAAAUGAAUAAAAGAUGAAGAAGCAGAUUCUCCGAAGGCGGUAGGAUCGUUAUUCGUCAGGGGUAAACGCUCUUCCGCGGACCCAAAUAUAUAGGGGACGGAGACGGGAAAGAGGCGGGAGAGCUUUGAGGCGAAUUCGUUUAUCAUUUAUUUUUACAAAAGAAGAAGAAAGUCAAUUACUUUGAUUCUUCAACUUCAACCCAUCCACCGUCCUUUUGGGUUCUUAGAUUUGAGGGUUAUUGUAUGAGCAUAGGGCUGAGGAGGUGCUGGAAACCGGUGGUUAAGAUGGCGGAAGAGAUUAAUUCAUCGCCUGCAGCUGCCACAGUUGCCGGCUCCGGAACAAAUAAGAGAUCGCUAUGGCCGUCCCUUCUCCGGUGGAUCCCUACUUCCACGGACCAGAUCAUCGCCGCAGAAAAGCGCCUACUUUCUCUUGUCAAGACACCAUAUACGCAAGAGCAAGUUAAUAUAGGCUCUGGUCCGCCAGGGUCCAAAACUAGAUGGUUUAGAUCAACAAGCAGUGAACCUAGGUUCAUAAACACAGUCACUUUUGACAGCAAAGAGGGAUCUCCAACUCUUGUUAUGGUUCAUGGAUAUGGUGCUUCUCAAGGUUUCUUUUUUCGCAAUUUUGAAUUUCUUGCAAAACACUUCCGAGUCAUAGCCAUUGAUCAGCUUGGGUGGGGUGGAUCUAGCAGGCCUGACUUCACAUGCAAAAGUACUGAAGAAACUGAGGCAUGGUUCAUUGAUUCUUUUGAGGAGUGGCGCAAGGCCAAAAACCUGACCAAUUUUAUUUUACUUGGUCAUUCAUUUGGAGGCUAUGUUGCUGCAAAAUAUGCACUUCAGCAUCCGGAGCAUGUUCAGCACUUGAUACUGGUUGGUUCUGCUGGGUUUACAUCUGAAACAGACAUGCCUGAGCGGCUAACACAGUUCAGAGCAACAUGGAAAGGAGCUGUUUUGAAUCAUUUGUGGGAGUCCAAUUUUACCCCUCAGAAGCUUAUUAGGGGUUUAGGUCCAUGGGGACCAAAUCUAGUUCGCAGAUAUACUGGUGCUAGGUUUGCUGCGUAUUCAAGUGAAGAUGCUCUGACCAAUGAAGAGUCUAAGCUACUCACAGAUUAUGUAUACCAUACUCUGGCAGCCAAAGCAAGUGGGGAGUUAUGCUUGAAAUAUAUAUUCUCUUUUGGAGCAUUUGCUCGUAGUCCUCUUUUACACAGGGCACCGGAGUGGAAAGUGCCCACAACAUUCAUAUAUGGUUUUGAAGAUUGGAUGAAGUAUGAAGGAGCCGUAGUAGCACGCAAAAACAUGAACGUUCAAUGUGAAAUCAUAAGGGUACCUCAGAGUGGCCAUUUUGUGUUUAUAGAGAAUGCUGCUGGUUUCCAUUCUGCUGUAUAUUAUGCUUGUCGUAGAUUUCUUUCACCCGAGAAAGACAGCUGUUCACUUCCAGAAGGCCUGAUGUUGGUUUAAUGUAAAAGGUUGCGGUGUAAAUUAUACGGAAUAGUACAGAAGUGUAAUAAUAUCCUGUUCUGAAUUUCAAUACUGAUCAUUUAUUUGUGUUGAUUCGUUCCUGCAUUCAAAAUAAAUGACCAAAACACGAUUCUAUCUUCUCUAUGAUCAAUAAAUUAAUAGAAAAAAUGACCA